Colletotrichum orchidophilum is the source of this 477-nucleotide messenger RNA. RefSeq lists its product as uncharacterized. The coding region runs from base 1 to 477 and encodes 158 amino acids. The transcript has 2 exons. The record is from RefSeq and is a predicted model, not a curated record. NCBI's taxonomy places the organism in Eukaryota, Fungi, Ascomycota, Sordariomycetes, Glomerellales, Glomerellaceae.
AUGUCUGAUGUAUUCCGUAAAGUAGGAAGAGGAGGCUCAGGUAACUUCUUUUCGAAAAAAGACGUAGAAGACGCCGAAAAGGCUAAGCCAGAGGACAUCGAGGCCCAAAAGACAGCCGACGUAGUCGCCGCUUCCUCCACAUCGCCGACGACGAGCGGCUACGUGCGCGCCGGCAGAGGGGGUUCGGGCAACUACGUGGAUCCCUCUUCUCUGCCCGGCGCCAAGCAGCAAGAGGAGCUCGCGAGCAAGACGCAGGCGGCUGUGAGUGCCAGCAUUGCGCGGUCGGCGAGGGGUGCUUCUGGACGCGGCGGCGCCGGCAAUUACACGGGCAGCCUACCUGACGCUGAGGCGACCGAUGAGGAGGUGAAGCGCAAGGAGGCGCUCGAGAAGAAGAUCAUUGAGGAUGUCGAGGCUGGCCUGCCCAUGCCGCCCAAAGCUUAUCAACACACUACGAAGAAGGAAGAGGAGGGUGCUUGA